This is a messenger RNA of Drosophila miranda, 747 nucleotides long. RefSeq lists its product as uncharacterized. Lineage: Eukaryota; Metazoa; Arthropoda; Insecta; Diptera; Drosophilidae. The transcript has 2 exons. The coding region runs from base 77 to 604 and encodes 175 amino acids. The record is from RefSeq and is a predicted model, not a curated record.
CAAUGCGUUGCCAGCUGAUUAUCUGUGCGCUUCUCGGAUUAUUCCUAACAUUCCACAUUAAUAUAAACGUAAAUAUAUGGAUAAUACUAGUAAAGUGGACAAUAGUGAACCAAGUUUUCAGGAUGCCGUCGUCUUUAAAUUUACAAACGUCGUCUGCGAGAGUUACAACCAAUCCUGGUUCGUGUUCCACAACUAUCGUCUGAAGGCCGUCAGUCGAAACAAAGUGCUCCUCAAUAUUAAUGGGACGGUACUUCAUCAGGUCAACAAUGCAUCACUUCGUGGCAGAAUUUUCAAAAAGGCAAACGGCUAUAAGCCUUGGCUCGUCGAUAUUUACUUGGAUGUCUGUCAGUAUAUGAGAAAGCGGAAUCAACCUAUUGUUAAUAUAGUCUAUGGGCUCUUCAAACAGUUUAGUAACUUAAACCACUCAUGCCCCUACGUGGGUCCACAGAUUGUCAAGGAUUUUUAUCUAAGACCUGAGCUACUGCGUGUUCCCAUGCCAACAGGGGAUUAUUUAUUGGCGAUUCAGUGGUACUUCGAUAAGAAGCUACAGUUUGAUACGAACGUUAGUUUUACAUUCGUGGAGGAUCUAAUGAAGAGCAAAUAGUGGGAAUCACCGUCAGACGUUCCCUGAAAAUCAACAGAUACAUAGAACAGUAGCAAAUGUGUUUUACCGAUUCGUCAAAUAUAUGUAUGGGCUAAUAUGUGUUAUUUGAUUUAUCGGUGAAGAAAUUCGUGUUAGUUAAACUA